Messenger RNA from Necator americanus (New World hookworm), 2073 nucleotides. RefSeq lists its product as uncharacterized. Bases 1 to 2073 code for a protein of 690 amino acids. The transcript has 2 exons. Lineage: Eukaryota; Metazoa; Nematoda; Chromadorea; Rhabditida; Ancylostomatidae. The record is from RefSeq and is a predicted model, not a curated record. Gene Ontology annotation, molecular function: catalytic activity.
AUGGCGACCGGUGGAAAGCGAUCAAAUCUCAGGUUGCUCAGGACGUCAUUGAUUCUGGACCAAGGCGACACACGCACGACUCGCCAUGGAGACUGUCUCAGACUGUGUACUUACAACGCGAGAACAGUUUCCACAGACGCUGACCUGCAUGCCCUUCUCGGAGCUGCAGAGCGUGUCAAAUUUCACGUGAUUGCUCUGCAGGAGACCAAGUGCAGAAGGAGCGACGUACGACAGAUGAAUGACGGUACACACGUCAUUCGUGGAGAGAAGGUUCCGUCGCGAAAUGUAGACGGUGUUGGUUUUGUCGUGCACCCAUCUGUCGUCCAUCUCGUCGAUUCUCACGAGAUCCUGUCACCUCGUCUGGCCAUUCUUCGCCUCCGCCCUCUGCGCCAAAAAUCCAUCAGUAUCAUCAACUGCUACUCACCAACAUCAGCAGCUGAUGAAUCCGAAUUGGGCGCGUUUUACGAGGAGCUGGAGGAAGUAGUCCGCAACGAGAAGUCCUUCUACAAAUUCGUUGUCGGAGACUUUAACGCAAAACUAGGAAAGACCACAGAAGAGGAAUACAGGAUUGGAAGAUUUGGGCUAGGGGACUGGAAUGAAAAUGGCAAUCGUCUCGCCGGGCUGUUGUCCGCCGCUCGCUUCUUUCAUGGGAACUCUCAUUUCAUGAAAAAAGAUCAUCGUCGGUGGACAUGGAAAUCGCCCAAUGGCGCGACUCGUGUGAAGAUCGACCACAUACUCUCCCACCGGAGGUGGUGUCUACUUGACGUCUCAGUAGUACCAUCCUUUCGUAGUGGUUCUGAUCACCGUCUCCUUCGUGCGAAAAUACGACUUAGCCACACGAUGGAAAAGAACAUCUGCUAUCGGCAACGAAGGAGAAAAAAAGUCGUCUACGACAAUUGCGUACUCGAGGACUCCUUGUCCCAAGGUGACUGGCACAUCGAGGAAGACCCAAACGUGGACUACGAGAUGCUGCUCAGAGGAUUACGAGCCUGUGCUGAACGUGCCUCGAAGUUGCGCACGACAAACUUGGAUCGAAUUUCGAACACCACCAAGGAGUUGUUAGGAAGAAGAAGGGCUUUGAGGCUUGAUCCGAAUGCAUCGCACAUUGAGCGGGACUCGCACGUCUUCUCGUCCCCGAUCAUCCCCACUGGUGAAGCUCCACCACGGAUUCUCCCUUCGGAAGUACGAGUCGCUAUCAAGAGCAUGAAACCUGGUACAGCCCCCGGACCUGAUUUUAUAUCAGCAGACUUUCUUCGAGCUGGCGGCCAUCCGCUUCAUGUAAUCUUAGCAGCGCACAUGCCAUCCUAUCAUCAGAAAGAAAGGAUCCCAGACCAGUGGAAGACCUCACGAACCGUUCUUAUUCAUAAGAAAGGUGACCGAGAGGACCUUCGGAACUACUGUCCGAUAUGCUUGCUGAGCGUGUUGUACAAAAUAUUUACCAAGAUCAUCCUCACACGCAUAUCUAGGACGCUGGAUGAAGCCCAGCCUCAAGAACAAGCUGGAUUCCGCCAGGGGUUCAGCUGCUUGGACCACAUCCAGAUCGUGUCGAGUGUCAUAGAGGUUUGCCGGGAAUACCGCCUGCCCCUUGUUCUAACCUUCGUCGACUAUGAGAAAGCCUUUGACAGCGUAGAAACGAAUGCAAUACUGUCAGCGUUGGUCGAUCAAGGUGUGGACGCGUCGUAUGUGAGGACAUUAGCCAAUUGCUACGAACGAUGCACGACUAGGAUACAGCUUUUCUACCGCCCUCUCACCAUACCCAUUGGAAAGGAGGUACGACAAGGCGAUACUAUAUCGCCGAAGCUGUUCACGGCUGCAUUGCAAUGCAUAAUGAAAUCACUAUCUUGGGAAGAAAGGGCAUACGUGUUGAUGGAAGAUUUGUUUCGAACCUUCGUUUCGUGGACGACAUCGAGCAGUACCAGUGAAGCAGAAACGAUGCUGAACGAAUUGAACGAAGCAGGGAAGAGAAUAGGACUGCGAAUAAACAGGAAGAAGACACAGUUCGUGAAGAACGCCUACUGUGAGGACGGGGGAGUACAACUUGAAGACUCCCAAAUCGUGGAGACUUCGCCAUAA